AUGUCAUCUUUUGGAACAUUAUUUAAAGUUACUACGUAUGGGGAAUCUCACUGUAAAUCAGUUGGUUGUAUUGUUGAUGGGUGUCCACCGGGGAUGUCAUUAACUGAAGCAGAUAUUCAACCACAAUUAACUCGUAGACGUCCAGGUCAAAGUAAAUUAUCAACCCCAAGAGAUGAAAAAGAUUUAGUUGAAAUACAAAGUGGAACUGAAAAUGGAUUAACUUUGGGUUCACCCAUUGGAAUGAUUGUGAGAAAUAAGGAUCAUCGUCCUGGUGAUUAUAGUGAGACCGAUUUGUAUCCAAGACCAAGUCAUGCUGAUUGGACCUAUAUACAAAAAUACGGCACCAAAUCUAGUUCUGGAGGUGGUAGAUCAUCUGCUAGAGAAACUAUUGGUAGAGUUGCCGCUGGUGCCAUUGCUGAAAAAAUCUUGGCCAAAGUAAAUAAUGUUGAAAUUGUUGCUUUUGUAAGUUCUAUUGGUGAAAUAUCUAUGAAUAAGUCUCCUCAAGAUGCAAAAUUCCAACAACUUUUAAACACUAUCACUAGAGAACAAGUUGAUAGUGUUGGUCCAAUAAGAUGUCCCGAUGAAAAUGUUCGUGAAGAAAUGGUUAAAGUGAUUGAAAAAUAUCGUGAUGCUAAAGAUUCCAUUGGUGGGGUUGUCACUUGUGUUAUUAGAAAUUGUCCAAUUGGUUUAGGUGAACCAUGUUUUGAUAAAUUGGAAGCCAAAUUAGCCCAUGCCAUGUUAUCAUUACCAGCUACUAAAGGAUUUGAAUUUGGGUCAGGAUUUGAAGGUAUCAAAAUCCCUGGAUCAAAACAUAAUGAUGCAUUCUAUUAUGAUGAAAAUUUCGGAAGAUUAAGAACUCAAACAAACAACAGUGGUGGUAUUCAAGGAGGAAUUUCAAAUGGUGAAAACAUUUAUUUCUCAGUGGCCUUUAAAUCAGCUGCUACUAUCAGUCAAGAACAAGAAACUGCUACUUAUGAUGGUAAAAGUGGUGUUUUGGCUGCCAGAGGUAGACACGACCCAAGUGUCACCCCAAGAGCAGUUCCAAUCGUUGAAGCUAUGACUGCAUUAGUGUUAUGUGACGAAUAUAUGAUUCAACAAGCUAGAACUUCAACUAGAUUAUUAGUGCAAGACAAUUAA
Candida dubliniensis CD36 is the source of this 1137-nucleotide messenger RNA. It is a transcript of the gene ARO2, whose product is annotated as bifunctional chorismate synthase/riboflavin reductase [NAD(P)H]. The transcript has a single exon. Lineage: Eukaryota; Fungi; Ascomycota; Pichiomycetes; Serinales; Debaryomycetaceae. Gene Ontology annotation, molecular function: FMN binding; chorismate synthase activity. The coding region runs from base 1 to 1137 and encodes 378 amino acids. Gene Ontology annotation, biological process: aromatic amino acid biosynthetic process; chorismate biosynthetic process. Gene Ontology annotation, cellular component: cytosol. The record is from RefSeq and is a predicted model, not a curated record.